Molecule: messenger RNA, 366 nt
Organism: Guillardia theta CCMP2712
Lineage: Eukaryota; Cryptophyceae; Pyrenomonadales; Geminigeraceae
Exons: 1
Coding region: 1-366 (121 amino acids)
Source: RefSeq, a predicted model, not a curated record
AUGGAUGCACAGCAGAGCCGCGCGAGCUCUUGGAAUGAGAACGAACCGUUCGUUAAACAACCAAUGACUACUGCAUCAGAAGAAGCUUGUGGCAGUGUGGACGAUGCGGAGUCAGAGGAUGAGAUCUCUGGUUUGACUGAGAGCAUACUAGUCUUUGACUCACCUGCAGCCUCCUUCGAGCAGCAGCGAUCGCAUCGAGUAGUUUCUGCUGGGAGUGAGUCGGAGGCUUCAGAGCAGGGCGUGGAGGAGUCAGAGUCCAGCAGCAUGUCGGGUUCUUGGCCCUGCCUGUGGACGCCGUUUGACGCGAAAGAUCGCAACUGGCUCAAGUGGUACGAGCAGUGUGAGCUGAACGUGGAUAAGGUGUAG